Closterium sp. Naga37s-1 is the source of this 2034-nucleotide messenger RNA. The record is from the annotation of a GenBank genome assembly. NCBI's taxonomy places the organism in Eukaryota, Viridiplantae, Streptophyta, Zygnematophyceae, Desmidiales, Closteriaceae.
AUGAUUGUGUUAUACGUUUCGACUUUAAAAUUGCGCAAUGUGGCAGUGGUGGCGCCGUUGGAGACGAUUCGCACGCAUCUGAUGGUGGGGAGCUCUGGGCACCGCACGAUCGUGGGCGUGUUCCGCUGGAUCAUGCAGAAGGAGGGGUGGCGCGGGCUGUUCCGCGGCAACGCCAUCAACGUCCUCCGCGUCGCUCCCGGCAAGGCCGUGGAGCUAUUCACGUACGACACUGUCAAGAAGCUGCUCACCCCGCCAGACGGCGGCAAGCCCAUCAUUCCCAUCCCACCAUCCUCCAUUGCCGGGUCCGCUGCUGGCGUGGCCGCCUGCUGCCUCAUGUACCCCCUAGAGCUCGUCAAGACAAGGCUGACCAUCCAGCCGGGCGAGUACCGUUCCAUUCUGCAUGCAUUCUACCGCAUCAUCACAGAGGAGGGCGCUCACGAGCUCUACAGGGGUCUGGGCCCCAGCCUGAUAGGCAUCGUGCCGUACGCCGGCUCCAACUACUUUGCAUACGACACGCUGCGCACGCUCUACAAGAGGCUCGCCAAGAAGGACAAGAUCGAGCCGCUGGCCACGCUCAUCAUUGGCUCGCUAGCCGGUGCUGCUGCUGCCUCGGCCACGUUCCCCCUGGAAGUCGCCCGCAAGCAGCCUAAUAGGCAGUUUGCCGGCUCCAACUACUUGGCCUACGACACGCUGUGCACGCUUGCUGGGGCUGGGUUGAGGAGGUGUGCUUGCUGGGCGGCAGUGUGCUUUUUUUUGUCUCUUGGUGCUGCUUCUGGAUUUGCUGGUGCUGCCAGUGCUGCCAGUUUUGCUACUGCUCCCGCCUCUCCUACAUUCCCACUUAAAGAGCGCGUCUCGCGCACUCAUCCCACAAACGAACAGUCUGAUGCCCCCGUACCCACUCCAACCGCCGUGGCGGCCACCUUCACAGCACCACCCGCAUCCCCAGCGUUCACCCAGCCACUCCUCGAGUUCCCUUUGCCGGCCGUGGAGUUCUCUCUGCGUGAGCUGGCGGCCUGCACACGUGGAUUCAGCCCUGAUGCCAUGCUGGCGAUGGACUGGGCGGGCGCCGUGUACCGCGGGUGCUGCCACGUGGGUAAGGGUCACGUGGGCGGUGAAGGUCCCCACUUGGAGGGGCCUACCAAGGAAGCUCCACGUGAUUCGGCGAAACGUGCCCAAUCUCCAGCCGACCAGUGCUGCUGUGCCACGUGUCAAGAGCUCACCGCCACUGAGUGUGUGACUCUAAGAGGCGGCUGCGCGAGGGUGAAGCGUUGGCGGUACCUCCCUUCCUCGUUGCCUCCCCCACCGUCCACGUCAGCAGCUGCCGACGCGACAGGCAGCAGAAGCACGAGCAGCGAGCAGGGACCAACAGCGUCAGAUAGCAUGCCGUCUCAUACGCCCGAGCAGGCACAGAUCUCUGGAGAGGUGGACUCGUCUGUCUCUGCAGGGAGGGAGAUGAUGGGGCGUCUGGCAGCAGCAGCAGCGUCGCACAUGAACUUGCUGCCGAUUGUGGGAUUCAGCUGCUCGGAAGAGCUGCUGCUGGUCUUCCGCUCCAACCCCUCUGCACGCUCCCUCGAAUACGCCCUCGCAAGAGCGGGGUCCCCCUCUGCUCUCUCCUCCUGGUCCGCUCGUCUCUCUAUUGCUCGUCAGAUAGCAGGAGGGCUAGAUCACCUCCAUUCCCACAGCUUUCUGCACGCUUCCCUCCGUCCCGCCAACGUGCUUCUGCACGCUGUUGGAUCAACGCAGCGUUGCAGCCCCCAGUCGCCGAGCCAUCUUUCGGACCGAGAGCAACGGUGGUGGCGCCACAUGCUUCGUCGGAAGGCUCGGGCCGAAUCUGCUGCUCAGGUCCGGGUGCAGCUGGCGGAUUACGGCAUGCCCUGCCAGGCUCGGGACGGGCAAGGUUCGGAAGGGAAGAGCCUUGGGUGUGUCGUGUUUGGUGAUGCCAAAUACCUGGACCCUGCAUUCAUGGGAUCGGGCCGUCCAGUUUGGGCCGGUGAGGUACCACCAGGCUUCAGCGCUGGUGCAGUGGUGUACUGA